GAUGUUGCCACUAAAAGCUCGCUGUUCCCUGUUCCCUGUUUCCGCUUCCCACAUGUGUAGCUGACGAUGAAAUGGAGUUUCUUCAAGACGGUGCUGCUUCUCACUGCCCUUGCAGCUGUCUUGACGGUUCUCUCCACCUUUCGAGGGCUCCAGGUUCAGCCAGAUGCUGGGCCUCCUUCGGCAUCUGUAGAUCUGCAGCCAGAUGAGAACGAGGAAGAGGAGUCCGCAGAGGCUGCGCCCUCUAGCGAAACCUGGAUCAUUUUGCUGGCCUUCCAACGCUCGGGGACCCACUAUCUAACCCAGGAGCUUAGCCGACAUCCUUGUAUGUAUGUGGCAGGCGAGAUACUUUUAGCUCCAGGGCUCAAGGAAGAUUGGUGGUCUCCACAGAAGCGCAGGGCCGGCAUCAAGACCUUCUACAACAUAUCCUUGUCAGCCGAGGAGAAGACCUUGGAGCUCCCGGAGGUUUCAGCUCAGUGGGCUUCAGAGUCUUCCAAAGCGCUGGCUGAAGGGAAGAUGAUUCGAGGUUUCAAUUGGAAAGUGAGUCAAGGCUUUCUGCAGGACCUUCCGUGGAUCGAGGAAUUCAUUGCCACACACCAGGUUCGGCUCAUUUGGUUGCAGCGCCGCAACAUGCUCCGACGUUAUUUGUCAAUGCAAUCGAACCGUCGCUUUUUUGUGGCGGCGACCACCGACAAGAGCGAGGCGAGUCGCAUCAAGAAAGAAAAAAUUCCGAUCCCCGUUGAAAAGAUGUUGAAAGACUUCAAAGCCAGAGAAGCAGAGGUGAAACAGCUCCAUCACUUCUUCAAGACUUUGGAAUCCAAGGGGCACCAUGUGUUACAGGUGACCUAUGAGGAUCUUUCCGCCAGCAUGGACACGAUCAGAGCUUGGGCCGUGAAUGGUGUCACGGCGUGCAGAGUCUCGGGAGAUAGCGUCAGAGGUGACGACAAAGAUGGCUACCAGAAGCUGCAUCCAGGCAAUGUGUCUGAUAUGGUUGAAAAUUGGAAGGAAGUGACGGCAGCGCUGAAGAGGACGAAAUGGGAAUGGAUGCUGUACAGUUGACCGAAAA
Cladocopium goreaui is the source of this 1063-nucleotide messenger RNA. The record is from the annotation of a GenBank genome assembly. NCBI's taxonomy places the organism in Eukaryota, Dinophyceae, Suessiales, Symbiodiniaceae.